AUGGCCCUUUCUUCUUUUCGCGAUGCCUGCCCUACUGUGAAGAACAUUCUUUUACUGGAUUCGGAAGGGAAGCGCGUGGCUGUCAAGUACUAUUCAGAUGACUGGCCGACCAAUAACUCCAAGCUAGCCUUUGAGAAAGCUCUGUUUACCAAAACAAUGAAGACUAAUGCCCGGACAGAAGCGGAGAUUACCAUGUUUGACAACUACAUCAUCGUGUACAAGUUCAUUCAGGAUCUCCACUUCUUUGUCACCGGAGGGGAUGAUGAAAAUGAACUUAUAUUGUCUGCAGUGCUCCAAGGUUUCUUUGAUUCUGUUGCUCUUCUCCUGAGGAACAACGUUGACAAGAGAGAGGCACUUGAGAACUUGGAUCUCAUCUUCUUAUGCCUUGACGAGAUUGUUGAAAGAGGGAUGAUAUUGGAGACUGAUGCCAAUGUCAUUGCCGGAAAGGUGGCCGUCAAUAGCAUGGAUCCUGCUGCACCAUUGUCUGAGCAGACGAUCUCUCAAGCAUUGGCUACAGCGCGGGAGCAUUUAACGAGAACCCUCUUCCAGUGA
This is a messenger RNA of Linum trigynum, 552 nucleotides long. NCBI's taxonomy places the organism in Eukaryota, Viridiplantae, Streptophyta, Magnoliopsida, Malpighiales, Linaceae. The record is from the annotation of a GenBank genome assembly.